CUUCGAUAUUGAAGUACUUUGUAGAGAGUUGGUGACCACCGUGAAUGACAGCAGUGGCAGUCUUCCUCACGCUUCUGAGUUCCGAAUGCUGAACAGCCCCAGGUUUCAUCCGGAAAAGGAGGUCACAGCCUUGUCGGAAAAAGAGUGGCACCAACAGGUUUGCAGACCUAUAGCGUUGACCAGACAACGGCGAGUGAUACUACCUGUACAACCUUGAAAGACUCUUCACAGGCAUCCCCACGUCAACAGAUUGACAAUCGAGCCGGAUGACUCGAGUUCAUGCAGCCAAGCACUCCAGGUACAAUGGAUAAGGUACCUGGUAUACAGUAUCUCCCACGAAUGCGGGGUCUCCACAGCUGGACUCGCCGACUGGUUCAAUACUUCAUGGGGGUCUCAAAGCACGACAUCCUCUCCGCAUCUCUUCGCAUUGUCCUGCUUGCCUCGGUAACAUGGCCUGACCUCCCUUGGCUUCAUGCCCCUUGAACAGGGAGCUGAAAAGCUGUCCAUCCUCUGGAACAAAUCUUCGCAUAGGUCGCUAAGAACAGGUAACGGCAUAGUCGAGAGUCAUGAAGCAGACACAUUUCGACGCGCUGAUCGUGGGCGCCGGCUUUGGAGGAAUCUACCAACUCCACAAACUGCUGGCGCAAGGGCUUUCGGUGAAGGUGAUAGACGCUGCUGGCGAUGUCGGGGGGACGUGGUAUUGGAACCGAUACCCUGGGGCCAUGUCGGACACCGAAUCAUACAUCUACCGAUAUAGCUGGGACAAAGAAGAUCUGCUCAGCUACCAUUGGAAAGAACAUUAUCUGAAACAGCCCGAAGUGCUGGCCUAUCUGCAACAUGUGGUCGAUCGAUAUGUUCUGCGCAAGUACAUGCAGUUCAACACCGAACUCGAACAUGCCCACUACGACGAGGCCAAAAAUGUCUGGGUCGUAGAGUGUUCGACCGGCGACACCUUCACGGCCCGGUACCUGGUGACCGCCUUGGGACUGCUCUCAAAGACCAAUUACCCCAACAUUGCCGGCAUUGAGACUUUCAAGGGCGAAAUGUACCAUACAGGGAAAUGGCCACACGCGCACGACUUUAGAGAGAAACGAGUCGGUAUUGUCGGCAAUGGAUCCACCGGCGUGCAGGUCAUCACAGCCAUCGCCAAAGACGUGCGACAACUGGUCUCGUUCCAACGCACCCCACAAUACAGCGUGCCCAGUGGCGACGGGCCCGUAACACAGGAAUAUCGCGAUUCCAUCAACAGUCGCUAUGACGAGAUCUGGGACCAAGUCCGGAACAGCGCCGUGGCAUUUGGCUUCGAAGAGUCCACGACCCCAGCCAUGAGCGUGUCCGCGGAGGAACGAGAGAAGAAGUUCGAAGAGGCGUGGCAGCGUGGCAACGGGUUUCGAUUCAUGUUUUGGACCUUCAGCGACCUGUCGGUCAACGAAGAGGCGAAUGAGGAGGCUUGUAAAUUCAUCCGCAAGAAGAUCAGCCAGAUUGUCAAAGACCCAGAGAAGGCCAGGAAGCUGACGCCGCAUGAUUUCUAUGCUCGCCGCCCACUGUGCGACGCAGGGUACUACGAACAAUUCAACCGCCCCAAUGUCGAUAUCGUCAGCCUCAAAGAAAAUCCGAUAGACCGUGUCACAGAGAAAGGCGUUGCCAUGUCGGACGGGACGCAUUAUGAUUUGGACGUUCUUAUAUUCGCGACAGGGUUCGACGCGGUGGAUGGCAAUUAUACUCGCAUUGCGAUCAAGGGCCGCAAUGGCGAGAGCCUGAAAGAUCAUUGGGACAAGAAAGGCGGACCGACCACUCAUUUGGGCGUCUGCGUGCCAGGCUUCCCGAAUCUGUUUAUGAUCACGGGUCCGAACAGUCCCUUUACCAACAUCCCGCCCACACUUGAGACACAGGUCGAGUUCAUCGCCGACACUAUCGCCAGGGCCGAGGAGCAUUACCGUGCGAAGAAUCCAGAGACUAACAGUCCCACGAAUGACUCACCUGCUGCAUUGGGACCGGUUAUAGAAGCACUCCCUGAUGCCGAGGAUGACUGGACGCAGUUGUGCAAGGAGCUGAGCGACAACAGCCUUUUCAAGAAGACAGACUCUUGGAUCUUCGGGGCCAAUAUCCCGGGCAAAAGGCACACUGUGAUGUUCUACUUCGGCGGUUUGGCCGCGUACCGCAAGGUCUUGCGUGAGGUGGUUGACGCUGGGUAUCGUGGAUUUAAGCCAUUUUGAUGGCCGGUACCGCCAGGGACGGACGACGGCUUGGAUGUUUGGGGCGGGAGCACUCUAUGUUUGGGAUUCGUGCUUCAGUUCGAUCGUGUCUUGACUUAUGGUAAUUUGAAUCCAUCCAAAAAAAGGGACGUUUCGUUUUCACUGUCACCGUGCCAUGGUCUGGCCUUUGUACUUCAACCCCUCCCGUCCCCGUCAUGAGAAUCCCCUUUUUUUUUUUUGCCUGAACUCCAUCGCUGAAACAUCUCAAAAUAUCCCAUGGCCGUUGCAUUACCGAUAGAAGGUUAUUCAAGACAUGUAAGGUCAAAUCAAUACUUGACUCUUCCCAA
Messenger RNA from Exophiala dermatitidis NIH/UT8656, 2542 nucleotides. RefSeq names its product cyclohexanone monooxygenase. The transcript has 3 exons. Lineage: Eukaryota; Fungi; Ascomycota; Eurotiomycetes; Chaetothyriales; Herpotrichiellaceae. The coding region runs from base 567 to 2216 and encodes 549 amino acids. The record is from RefSeq and is a predicted model, not a curated record. Gene Ontology annotation, molecular function: NADP binding; N,N-dimethylaniline monooxygenase activity; flavin adenine dinucleotide binding.